This is a messenger RNA of Penicillium malachiteum, 372 nucleotides long. RefSeq lists its product as uncharacterized. The transcript is spliced from 2 exons. NCBI's taxonomy places the organism in Eukaryota, Fungi, Ascomycota, Eurotiomycetes, Eurotiales, Aspergillaceae. The coding region runs from base 1 to 372 and encodes 123 amino acids. The record is from RefSeq and is a predicted model, not a curated record.
AUGUCUGCACACCUCGAACGCGAAUCAUUUGAAGUACUUUCAUGGUGCAGUGACUAUGAAGAAGCUGAGUCUUAUUACACACAAUCUUCCGCCUCGACAGAAGCCACCGACGAGCUCUCAGAGACAAGUGAGGACCGUGCAUUUGUGGUUUCUGAUGGAGAGCCAUCCAGGAGCGCAAGCAGUACAUCGAGCUUCCCUGGGACCAACCAGCUUCCUAGUGUUGAACAGGAUGGGUCAUGUGUCAAUGAGGUCGGUCGUCGAUGGCCUGUCGGCACCAUAGCAAAGCGGCUGGUGAAUGAGGACGGGCAUCUUGUCGAGCAGUACCUGGUUCUCUGGUGCUCUUGGGAAAAGCGCAUGCCUGCAGUUAUUUGA